CACCGACCUGUCUAUUUUGGUUUCUUCAGGGCUUGCUAUCAGGAGCCGGGCCACACUGGAGCAUUUGGACAUGGAGCAGAGGGCUUGACUCACUUUGGGUCAGCCACAACUGAAACCUUUCAUUUCACUAAGGAUUUGUCCGUGAGAUCACCUACAUUAGACUCACAGCAUGAGAGACAAAGAAACACCACAGACACUUCCAUUGUCCUGGCUUCAACCUGAGCUGGAAAACAAAUAGAGGAUUUACACAGUUGUGGUGGAUGAAGACAGGUGAUGCGCGAGACGGAAACAAAGCCAUCAUGAGCUGUGUGGAAAAGCGACACAUGAGCCACAGGGUGGGGAGCAUGCUUCACCACCGCUUCCCCAAUGGAUUCACUGACUUGUUCAUGGAUGAGACGGACAGAGAAGUCAGCACUCUCACUGAUCGAGCUUUCCGAAGCCUUUGCGUCGGAGAUGACGCCGUGUACAAUGAUGAAUUUUUGUAUGGAUAUUCGCCUUUCAGUUGCCACAAACCUUUGGCUGGAGACCCUCUUAAAAAGAGUCAUCGUAAGGAGAAUAAAAAGCAAGAACUGAGCAAGGAUGAGAAGAUUGGCACUCAACCAUGGAAGCAGCAAACAAACAUGUCUCAAAUGUCAUCUUUUCUCAAUGCAUUGAGUAUAAAAGAGGAGAGCCGUGAUGGCCUGUUGAUCAAAAACGGUGGCAAGAGCGACUGCAACGGAGAAUCCUGGGAUCAAUCGGCACUUCGGAGUAUUGAACGAGAGCUUUCAGAAUUCUCCUCAAACUACCACUCUAAUCUCACGGAUGGACAUUACAAGGGGAGCGACCGGAAGACCACAGGUUCAAAGAACAAAACUUCUUCUGAGAAAUCUAGUAAAAUAAAAAACGGGAAAUCCACAGUCAAAUUAAAGAAACUCAACAUUAAAAACUUUUUCCUCCACAGUGAGUUCAGCCCCUUUCAGUCGUGGGGGGCUUUUAACAAAUUCCCUUUCACGCAAGAGGACUGCUCUAUUCUUCCAGCUGAUAACAUCCCAAAGUGGUGUGAUCUUCCGUUUUACAAAGAGCUGACGCAGGCUCACAUUAAAAAUACUCGACACACAGAGGAGACAAAGUCAUGUGAGGAAGAGCUUGUUGAACUUCAGACACCUGCAAAACCCGUAACCAUCCGUGCCCCUUCACCCCCAAAGGUCUUGCCAAAACCAUCUAUCACAUUGACUCAGAAGAGGUGUUCCUCAAAUGGAGUGGAUGGAGGUGUUGCCCCCUGGAGGCGCAACAAAUCCAGGGCAACGAGUGCUGUCCCAAUCCAUGAAUCUGCGUUGCCACCUCAGGAGGUUCCCUCUGCAACUGUGGAUGGAAAUAUUGCAUCAGACAAAAAUGAGGGAAAAUCUUUCGAAGUGAAAGCAGUGGAGGACGUCAGCUCCGUUGCGUCUACUCCCUUCAGCAUCUGUCAACUCAUGACUCCCUUAAUUCCCUCCAGACAGCCAACAGAAACAUCAGAAAUCCUACAAAAUGUCCUAUCACCAUCUGCGCUUGACCUUCCACUCACACCCCACUCGGAGGCCAAGCUGACCCCCGAGCCUCCAGUCAAGCGGGACAGUUACAAGUCACUCGCCUCCAGCAUUCUCUUUAACCUCAAAGACAAUAGGAAAAGGGUAAAAAGCCGUUACAGCCCCCCUAAGUUUAAAAACGUGGACACCCCGGAGAGUGGCACCCUUUCCCCACCGUCAAGCAAUCUGAAACCCGCAGGGUCAGAGGGGAACUCCUCAGGCUUGAGCACUCCAGCUGUUCCAAAAGAGGUGCAGACAGUUCACAGUCCCCCGGUGGAGUCUGGGGGUACCCCACUGAUCGUUGCUGAUUCUGACAGACCUUUGUCAGGCGAUUUCCUGCUGUCCAACAUACUGCAAACUAAAGGUGAGGCUGGUCUUGGGGAGCUGAAGAAGAACAGAAGUCCAAAUGUAAAAAGGCAAAACUAUCCUUCUUUAAAUUUGUAUAAGAAGUCCAGCCCUGUCGAUGUCGAAAAGAAAUUUCUCCAAGUCCCGUCAAGCACUGGCGCUGCAGUCUGUGACGAUGAGUCAGCGGUGACAAAUGUGAACCCAGAUCAUUCCCCUGUUAUUUCACCUUCAACCGUUGGGACACAGGAGCCACCGUAUUCAGGGAAAAUAACAUUAAAUGCGCCCGAGAAUGUCCACAAAACAAUGGUGCAAAUGGAAGGAAGCGAGCCCAUGAGUCCAAAAGGAAGAGACAACCAUCACAUGACCACGCUGGAUGUCAUAAAAGCGGCAAAAGAAGCAAUCACCGCGGCUAAAAAUAAAGCUCUAUUUGCGGGUCAUUCAGAGAACACAAAGACGAAUUCACAAGUGGAGCAGAUGCAGGAAAAUUAUAAUAAUCUCGCCAAUUCCGAAGAGAUAAUUAGCAGCAAGCAGAAGAGUCUCUGCGACGCAGAUCAAAUGAUCUCUCAAUGCACAAGUGAGGCCUCUAGUCCGUCUGCCACCAGGAAAGAGCCACCACCUGUUCCCAAGAGAAACUUUGCUAAAUCAGACAUCCAGCUUGCUCUUACUAAGCAGCAGCUCCGGAAUUCGGAAGAUUCAAAAGAAGAUAUGAGGGAGUCGGGAAGGCAGAAGAAGCUCAAACAUAUAUUCUCCGCCAGGCAAAACAACUAUAUCAAAAAUCAGCGGUAUUCAGUGACAGAUGAGGAGCAAGGAGAGGAGAUGGAGCAAGGUGUUGCGGAAGUGCAGGCCAAAUGCAGCCAGGACGGGGAGACGGCACGGGACAUGCGAGAUAAUGAUCAUAUUAGUUAUGAUUUGCAUGCUUUGAAGGAGCUGGAGAGAGCAAGGCUUGGAAGUCGCGUCCAUGAAAGCAUGACGAAGUCAGGUGUUUUAAGCAUUGAGGAGGAGGCAAGGGCCAAGAAUGACUUGAUCUCACGGGAGCUUCGGAAUAUCAAAAAGGGAAUGCUGUCCAUGAAAGGAAACACGUCAGCAAAGAGGGAGAUAUUUGACAAGAGGGAGAAAGAACACAGCAAGCAAGAUCAUUUUGCAAAGAUAGACAGCAAUGUUAUUGUGAGCAAAGCACUUUUGAAUGACAAUUACGACAAAGCCAAAAUGGCGCUAGAAGAGAUCAUAUCUGAACGGAGAAACAAAACUUUAGGGAAGGAUUUAGCAAAUGGUUGUGGCGAAAGUAAUGCUUCCAAAGAACAGGAAAGUAAAGCAAAUAUUUCCAGUCCCGGUCCUCAACAAAGCGACCCGCGAGAGCGGUUGGGUGAUGUGCGGGACCACAGUCACAUCCGACAAAUCCUGUCCCAGACUGAACCCAGAAUUGGCGAAACUCACAGAGUGGGUGGAAGAAUACCACUUCCAGGCAUGGCUGAUGUUGAAUACCAUGCACGAGUGAAAACUAGCGCUAAACAAGACCAUUAUGUAAAUAAUGUAAAUGACACAAAUUACAAUUCAAAGGGAUCCGAUGUUGAAAAUGUGAGACAAUCCGACGUUAUUGAAAAGAAUGAAAGCAAAAUUUUAGCGUCGCCGGCAAUUCCUCCGAGGCAUAAAAAGAUUGGCAGCAGAAAAGACAGGCGUGAUGAUGUCAUGAGGAACGAUGGAGUGUACGAAAACAGCGACACAAUCUCGGUUAAUGAAACCAUUUUGGCAAAAGGCGAAGAAGCUAAUGAGAGCGCAAAACCGUUGGGAAGCACAGAGACUUGUCUUUAUUCAGCUGAAACUAGCAAACAGUUCAUUGUAAGUGAUGGAGCAAGUGGCGGUGCCAUUGAUGAUAUUAAAACACAAGCAUCAAGUGAGACUGGACAAGAAGAAGCUUUCGAGUCAGAGGCAACAAAAGAGGAUAUUGAAAAUGAAAUUCCAACCAAAGAAAAGCUUCAUAAAACUCUUGCUGAGGAAGGUGUGAGUGAAACUCCCAUGAGUGUGACAUCGCCUUUAGUUCUGAUCAACGGCAUAAGCUUCAGUCCACCUGACCAAGCAAGUCUCUCGUCGAAAUCCUCCUACUUCUCUGUGGACAGCACUUUGCAAAGAAAUACAGAGACGGAAUCCAACAUCUUCCACUCCAUGGAGAACUUGUAUGAAGAGCUUCUAGAAGAUGAAAAGGAUGAGGGAAAUGUUCAGAGUUCAAUAGGAGAAGACGGUCAGUACUAUCAUCUGAGUAAUCAUGAAAAGGAAAAAGAGCCAUUAAUAGUACCUCAAAGGGAGAAGGAGAUUCCGUCCAACAUAUUGGCCCCACCAAGUAUUUUUUCGCCGACCUUGGGGAUCCCCGCAUUGUUCAAAAUCAAAGACAAUACUUGUCCACAAAGGUCGAAGAAGACUUUGCAACCCUGGUCGCCAAGGAGCAGUCUAAGUGGAGCAGAGAAGGGGGAACAGGAGAUAAGUGAAGUCAAGGAAAAUAUGGAAAUGCCAAGUACUGAAGAAACUGUAGAUCAAAUUUCCUUCAAUACAAAUAAAAUACUACCCACACAAAAAGUACUUGUAAGGCACCUCCCACCGUCUCCUCCAACCUCGCCUUUGGAUGUACAAGGAGAAGACAGAAAGAGACCUCAAUCUGGAGACCUACUUACUGUACCCAGGGAUGAAGAUGUUUGUUCUGGUGUGAGUCCAUGUUCUGAAGGGUUGGAAAGUAUUGCGACCAGCACCACAGAAACAGCAGAUGAGAUGGGAACGUGUGAAGCAACACCCGAGCAGGAGGUGCUGAAGAUUGCCAGCGAAUGCUCGGGCUCCACCUGCAGCGGCUACGAAAGUCAACCAAGUCUUCCCAAACCCCCGAUGGUCUUACCCAAAUCUGAAAAGGCGGUUCUUAAAGCCAUCAAGCUGACCAACAGAAGGAUGAAGAAGGACGAAGCCCAGAAGUCUUCGCAUGGUAGCAGGAGACACAAGGGAGAAGCUCACAGAGGCGAGAAAUCUGAACACCGUAGUGGACGAGGGAAGGACAGAAAACACAGAGAUGCCUCAAGUGAAGACAGUCAUCCGACUCGAGGUCACAGAGAACAAGGACAUGAAAACAGUACGCGGUCACAAGGCAGGGUUGAGACACAAAAGCGGAGCUCAACGGAAAAGAGGAAUGUUGACCUCACCGAACCAGAUGCCAUCGCGAAACGUCAGGGGCAGGACAGCAAUCCAGAAAAGGAACUUCAACGACAGCUGAGCAGCGACCAGGUCAUCAGCAACGUACCAGUGUACAAGGCUCACCUCAGCGACAGACCUGUGUCAGAUAAGCCAUUCCAGCGAUCGGUUAGCAUCGACCGAUACUUAGCAGACAAAUCGCAGCGACGGCACAGUGAAGACAUGUCAGUCAGGGAAAAAGCCGAUCCAAGGAGGCAGCGGAUUGAGAAAUCCAUCAUGGAUGAGCUCCAGCAGAGAGGCAGAGCAAGGGAAAGAACGUGCAGAGAAAACCCACUGAGAAGGAGUCACAGUAUUGACACUUACAGCACAAAUGUGCCUCAAAGUUCAACUCAGACCAUCCAGUCUGGACAACCUGAGCAGUUGUCCAGGCAGUCCAGCAUCGAGCACAACAUCGUCACACAAGCUUUCCCAAUGACCCAAAGGAAGCUUCUCCAGGAUCCCGAUUCAGGGCAAUACUUCUUUGUGGACAUGCCAGUGCAGGUCAAAACUAAAACCUUUUAUGACCCAGAAACCGGGAGUUAUGUGCAGCUGCCAGUCCAGCCACCAGAUGGUGCUGUUCUGCAGGCAUCGCCCAUGGAGGUUUUGACUCCCCCAAUGGUGGUUUAUCACAGCUUUGUCCCAGUCCCUCUCUCCCCUAUGACUCAGAACUCGACCGUCAAAAAUCCUUAUGUAGAAGUGGAAGAGCUGAGGCACUUGGAGAAGUCCAGGAAAAUUAACUGCAAUGAUCCGUACUUAGAGACACUUUACGGCCAACAUGACAACGUACUUGGAGAGUUUCUCGGCACAGAGGAGCUUGAUUGUCCAAGUUGA
This is a messenger RNA of Synchiropus splendidus (mandarinfish), 5924 nucleotides long. RefSeq lists its product as uncharacterized. Bases 261 to 5924 code for a protein of 1887 amino acids. Gene Ontology annotation, biological process: positive regulation of calcineurin-NFAT signaling cascade. Gene Ontology annotation, cellular component: Z disc. The transcript is spliced from 3 exons. Lineage: Eukaryota; Metazoa; Chordata; Actinopteri; Syngnathiformes; Callionymidae. The record is from RefSeq and is a predicted model, not a curated record.